CCUUCACACACACACACACACUGUCUCUCUCUCUCUCUGUGUGGUGUUGAAGAGGCUGCGCUCAGGAUGGAUGAGGAAUAUGAUGUGAUAGUUCUGGGAACCGGACUGACGGAGUGCAUCCUGUCCGGGAUCAUGUCUGUUAACGGGAAGAAGGUUCUGCACAUGGAUAGGAACCAGUAUUACGGUGGAGAGAGUUCCUCCAUCACACCACUGGAGGAGCUCUAUAAGCAUUUCAGUCUGUCGGAGACUCCGCCCGAGUCCAUGGGCCGAGGAAGAGACUGGAACGUCGAUCUCAUCCCCAAAUUCCUCAUGGCUAAUGGUCAGCUGGUGAGAAUGCUGCUGUACACAGAAGUGACUCGUUAUCUGGACUUUAAAGUGAUCGAGGGCAGUUUUGUGUAUAAAGGAGGAAACAUCUACAAAGUUCCGUCGACUGAAUCCGAGGCGCUCGCUUCCAAUCUGAUGGGCAUGUUCGAGAAGAGAAGGUUCCGCAAGUUCCUGGUUUUCGUAGCCAACUUUGAUGAGAAAGACCCCAAGACCUUCGAGGGCGUGGACCCCAGGAGCACCACGAUGCGUGCUGUGUAUAAGAAGUUUGACCUGGGUCAGGACGUGAUUGAUUUCACAGGCCACGCCCUGGCGCUCUACAGGACGGACGAUUAUCUGGACCAGCCAUGUCUGGAGACGGUGAACCGUAUCAAACUGUACAGCGAGUCUCUGGCACGUUACGGGAAGAGCCCGUAUCUCUACCCUCUGUACGGACUCGGAGAACUGCCUCAGGGGUUCGCCAGGUUAAGUGCGAUCUACGGCGGUACCUACAUGCUGAACAAACCUGUGGACGAGAUCGUUCUGGAGAACGGCCGUGUGGUGGGAGUGAAGUCCGAGGGAGAGGUUGCUCGCUGUAAGCAGCUGAUCUGUGACCCGAGCUAUGUUCCGGACCGAGUGCGUAAAGCAGGUCAGGUGAUCCGCGUCAUCUGCAUCCUCAGCCAUCCGAUCAAGAACACCAACGACACCAACUCCUGCCAGAUCAUCAUCCCACAGAACCAAGUGAACCGCAACUCGGAUAUUUAUGUGUGUAUGAUCUCGUACACCCAUAACGUGGCUGCUCAGGGUAAAUACAUCGCCAUCGCCAGCACCACCGUGGAGACGAACGACCCCGAGGCUGAGAUCCAGCCCGCUCUCGAGCUGCUCGAGCCCAUCGACCGGAAGUUUGUGGCCAUCAGUGAUCUGUACGAGCCGUCAGACGACGGAGCAGAGAGUCAGAUCUUCUGCUCGCGAGCGUACGACGCCACCACACACUUCGAAACAACCUGCAACGACAUCAAGGAUAUCUACAGGCGCAUGACGGGGACCGAGUUUGACUUUGAGAACAUGAAGCGCAAACAGAACGACGUGUUUGGGGAGGACGAGCAGUGAGAGCGCAGGGUGUGUCUGAGGGGGUGAAGGUCA
Molecule: messenger RNA, 1443 nt
Organism: Neoarius graeffei (lesser salmon catfish)
Lineage: Eukaryota; Metazoa; Chordata; Actinopteri; Siluriformes; Ariidae
Product: rab GDP dissociation inhibitor alpha-like
Exons: 11
Coding region: 67-1410 (447 amino acids)
Biological process (GO): protein transport; vesicle-mediated transport; small GTPase-mediated signal transduction
Cellular component (GO): cytoplasm
Molecular function (GO): Rab GDP-dissociation inhibitor activity
Source: RefSeq, a predicted model, not a curated record